AUGACAGAAAUGGAAAUAUUAGACACGUCUGGCUGUAAAAACGCUCAGUGCCUUUACGAUCACAUUAGUUGGGGAAACGCUUUCGCAAUCAUUUACUCGAUUUGUGACAAACAAAGUUUUAUUCACGCGAGACAUCUGCUCGAGACUAUAUCUGUGCUGAAAGGGCCGGGAAUGUACCCAAUCAUGCUUUUGGGCAAUAAGCGAGAUCUGGCCGAACACUCCCGUCAGGUUGAGGUAAACGAUGGGCAGGAGAUGUGUCUGCAAUAUCAGUGCCAGUUCUACGAGAUAUCUGCCGCUGAGAGUAGUGUUGGCGUAUGUCUUGCUUUUCAAAGUCUUAUUAGACAAGUCUGUCCAUUGCUUUCCAUGCGAGGGAUGCCUGCCAUCAGACGUAAGACAAGCUCCGGUAUCACUGUAUCCAAAAUGAUUGGUUUGGUUUUUGGCAAAAAUGGUAAAAAUGGCAGAAACGGCAAAAAGAAAUCACUUUCCAUUUGAUAUUUAUCUAAAAGAUUUUGUAUACACAACAUAUUGUACACAAUAUUCAUAAAUCCCAUCCAAUCAUUGAUUAUAUAAUAUACUUAUUGUUAAAUUAAGAAAUUUAAUCCAAG
This is a messenger RNA of Medioppia subpectinata, 605 nucleotides long. The record is from the annotation of a GenBank genome assembly. Lineage: Eukaryota; Metazoa; Arthropoda; Arachnida; Sarcoptiformes; Oppiidae.